AUGACAUUGCAAAUGCCACAACAACAAAAAACACAUAACAUGUUUAAAGCAAUGUCAACAAAUAUAAUAAAUCUUUCACAAUAUCUAUUAAAGCAUAUUCUCUCAUUUAAUGAAAUAAUUUCAAACUUUGACAGAGUAUGCUUCACUCUAAGUUGUAAGAAGCUUUUCAAUGAGAGAAAUAGUUUGGUAGUACUCGAUUGUAGAUCUGUAGGUUUGGCAACACCUAAAACUACUUCUUUAAAUUCCUAUAGAGAGAUUAUUGAUCAAUCCUAUAAAUUUUAUUUUUCAAAUACUUUAUAUAUUAUGAUGCAAGUUCUUUCCUCUGGUUUACCAAUAGAGAGUCACAUCAUUUCUACUAUUGAAAAAGAUAAAGAAAUAACUCUAAAUCAACAAGUAACAUCGGUUAUCAUCAAUGGUAAAAUAGAACUCUCUUCUAUUGUCAAUCUAAAGGAUUCAAAUAAGAUGUUUGGUACUGGAACUGGAACAACAUCAUUGUUUGGCGGUGGUGGAGCUGCGCCCACAGGUUCCUCAUUGUUUGGAGGUGGUGCACAACCUGCUGCAACAACAGGAUCUUCAUUGUUUGGAUCGUCUCUGACAGGUGCAACGAAUACACAACAAAGCGGAACAGGAACAACUGGUUUGUUUGGUUCAAGUCAGCCCGCUGCUAGUACUGGUGGUUCAUUGUUUGGCGGCGGUGGCGGCGGUGCAACUACACAACCAGCGACUGGAAGUUCACUUUUCGGAUCUUCAUUGACCUCUGCUCAGACACCAACCACCUCACUAUUUGGCAAUACAACACAACCCGCUUCCAAUACUGGAAGUGGUUUGUUUGGUGGCGGUAAUGCUACUUCGUCGUUGGGAUCGCUGGGUUCUCUUGGAUCUCAGGGUUCAUUAGGAUCAUCUCUAGGAUCACAAGGCUCAUUGGGAUCUCUUGGUUCGCAAGGUUCUCUUGGUUCUCUAGGUUCAUUAGGUUCGUUAGGUUCAUUAUCUCAACCUCUAGGUGGAAACAGUCUAUUCGGUUCGGCAUUCGGACAACCACAACCACAACAACAACAACAACAACAACAACAACAGCUUAUACAACAACCAUCACCAUAUAAUCUAUCAACAAAAUACGCAGAUCUAUCACCUGCACUAAAACAAGAAUGUUUAAGAUUACAUAAAAUGAUUAUAAAUAAUAACUCUAUAAUGAAGUCAUUCUCACCAUACGAUGAAAAGUUGGAUAAACUACCAAAACUUAUUCAACAAAUACAUAUUAAAAUAGAUAGUUUAAAUAAUAAUUUCAAUCAUUAUAUUCAAUCGUUUGGACACUUAAGAGAGCAAUCAGCUAAACCACUUACAUCUAUAAGUGAACAGUAUCAUAUGUUAUCGAUUGGAUUCAUAUCACCUUAUUCACAGCCAUUGCCAUCACGUGAAAUGGAAGAGAUAGUAGAACACUUUAUGACAAAGAUAGAUAGACUCUAUCAGACUAUAAACUCGAUUGCACCAUCAAACUUAAGGAAAUAUAAUACAAACUUAACCUUUCAAGAAUCAUUUAUAUCAACUCUACAGACAAAUCAAAAUGUAUUGAGAAAUUUGGCAGUUGUAUUAGAUGGUCUUACUAACGAUCUAGAGAAAUUGAAACGAGAUUAUCUAGCAUUCAAGAAGAAAUACUAUAAUGAUAAUUACAAUCCUUUCCCAAAGAGAAAACCAAUUGAAUCUUCUUCUUCAAAUAAUAGAGAUAACAACUCACUAUACAACUCAUCUUAUAAUUCAAACAAUAACAACAACAAUAGCUAUUCUUAUUCUACUCAAUCAUCGGUGUUUGGUGCAUCCACCAUUCAACCUUCAUCUUCUACUACACCGACACAACCAACACUGUCUCUGACGUCAGCAACAACAACACCAACAUCAACAACAACAGCUCAACCACUGACAUCAUCAUUCUUUGGUAGUGGCGUGGGUGGGCUUGGUUCUCUAGGUUCACAAACUACAUCUUCUCUCAGUGGUGCAACACCAACCACCACCACCACCACUGGUACAUCACUCUUUGGCAACACCUCAGCAACACCGACAACAAACAGUUCAAUCGGUUCACUCGGUUCGUUUGGCUCUAGCUCGUCAUUAGGUUCGCUUGGUUCGCUUGGUUCGCUUGGCUCGCAAUCAUCGUCUCUCGGUUCGCUCGGCUCACUUGGUCAAACGAAUGGCCUCUCGACAACAAUCAGUCCACUAGGUUCACAAACACCAUCGCUACGAUCAACAUCAUCCAGUCUCUUCACACCACAAACACCUCAACUCACCGGAGCAUCACUCGGUCAAAGCACCGGUGGUUUCUCAAUAAGUGACAGUGCAAGAUUGUCUUCAUCAACCUCAUCGACAUCUUCAUCAAAGAAGAAGUCAUCUAAACGUUAA
Heterostelium album PN500 is the source of this 2391-nucleotide messenger RNA. Its product is annotated as nucleoporin FG repeat-containing protein. Gene Ontology annotation, molecular function: structural constituent of nuclear pore. Lineage: Eukaryota; Evosea; Eumycetozoa; Acytosteliales; Acytosteliaceae. The record is from RefSeq and is a predicted model, not a curated record. Bases 1 to 2391 code for a protein of 796 amino acids. Gene Ontology annotation, cellular component: nuclear pore; nuclear pore central transport channel. Gene Ontology annotation, biological process: NLS-bearing protein import into nucleus; protein localization to nuclear inner membrane; nuclear pore organization. The transcript is spliced from 7 exons.